Messenger RNA from Podospora anserina S mat+, 1293 nucleotides. RefSeq lists its product as uncharacterized. The transcript has a single exon. Bases 1 to 1293 code for a protein of 430 amino acids. The record is from RefSeq and is a predicted model, not a curated record. NCBI's taxonomy places the organism in Eukaryota, Fungi, Ascomycota, Sordariomycetes, Sordariales, Podosporaceae.
AUGGUCCAGUUGCCCUAUGAGCAGUGCGAUCUCGGCCCAGAGCUCAACGGAGCACCCAACUCUGGCUGCUCCAAGGACUGCAAGAAGGUUCCCUGCUGCGGUGAUGGGAUUGUGGCAUUCCCCGAGGAAUGCGAUCUGGGCCAUCGCAAUGGUGAGCUCAACUCCGGUUGCUCCAAAGAUUGCAAGAAGGUCUCUUGUUGUGGUGAUGGACAUGUCGACUGGCCCGAGGAGUGCGAUCUUGGAUCUCUCAAUGGUGAGCUCAAUUCGGGCUGCACCGACGACUGCAAAAAGGCCCCUGUCUGCGGCAACGGGUACAUCGAUCCUGGCGAGGAGUGCGAUGCCGGGCCAAGAAAUGGAGCCUACAACAGCGGCUGUUCAGAUAACUGCACCGUCUGUGACUACUGCGGUGAUGGCAUUCUGGAUGCUCCUGAAGAGGAGUGUGACCUUGGUUGGCAAUUCAACGGUGCCCCUGGGUCCAAGUGCUCUGCCAACUGCACCAAGGUUGACAUACCCUGCCCACCGACAUGCGGCAAUGGCGUCGUCGACCCAGGAGAGCAAUGCGAUUACGGCUCGUUCAAUGGUAGCCCUGGCUGCAAGUGCACAACCAACUGCACUUGGGUCAAGGGGCCCGUCUGUGGCAACGGCAUCACCGAGAAUCCCGAGGAGUGUGAUGACGGUGAUCUCAACGGUACUCCCUCGUCCAAGUGCACCAGCACCUGCACGUUCAAAGAGCCCUGCUACCCUCCGAAUCCAUCAGUCUGCGGAAACGGCAUUGUUGAGCACCCGGAAGAGUGCGACGACGGCUACCUCAACGGCACCCCCAACUCCAACUGCACAAAGACCUGCACCAAGAUAACUCGCUGCACGUCCUCUUGCCCAAAGCCAACGUGCGGCGACGGUCGCAUUGACUACCCCCUGGGAGAGGAGUGCGACGACGGCGAGGCCAACAACGGAAAGGAUUACUCCUCCUGCACGGCUGACUGCAAGCGCAAGAGCAAGCCCAGCACGUGUGCUACCUGCAACCCGAACCCAUUCUUCAACAAGUGCACCAUCACAACGUCUUGCAUCUCUACUCCGUUUGGGCUGGAGAAGAAUUACUGUGCUUGCCGGGCUGGGUACAGAGCUUCUGGCCUGGCGGCUACCGAUCCGAGACAGUUUAGACUUCCUGGAUUCGUGGGACAGGAAUACAGGGUGUUUGUUGCGCCGGGGGUGGAGUGUGAUCAGCUUUGUGAUAGCCCUCACCCGGGACCGGAUAGUUGCAGAGAGGUUCCUGUGAGGGCUGAUUGUGCGUAG